AUCGUCCUUUGAUAUAAAUAUAUAUAUAUAUAUAUAUUUCUCUGCAAAAGUUUCAGACAUAUUAUUAUGGCAGAGAAGAAGAACCCUUAUGGCCAUGCCAAACAUGGUCUUUCUCUCAGUAUUAUUAUUAUUAUUAUUAUUUUCUCAGUCAUGGUGUCCAUGGCGAAGGCACAAAACUCGACUACUGUAGCAGUAAAAGUGGGUCUGAUUAUAAAUUUGGAAAAUUGGGUGGGGAAGAUGGAGAAGAGUUGCAUCGACAUGGCUCUCUCAGAUUUCUACGAGUCCCAUUCUUUCUACAAAACCAGGCUAAUCCUUCACAUCAGGCGCUUGGACAAAAACGACGUCGUUGGAGCUGCUGCUGCAGCGGUAGACCUUAUUAAGAAUGCGAAAGUAGAAGCAAUCAUGGGGCCUGAAACCUCAAUGCAGGCGAAAUUCGUAAUCAACCUCGGUGACAAGGCUCAUAUUCCGAUCAUAUCAUUCUCAGCCACAAGUCCCUCCCUCACUUCCCUACGAAGCUCAUACUUUUUCCAAGCUGCACAAUACGACACCUCACAAGUCAAGGCCAUAAGCUCCCUAGUUGAAGCCUUCGGAUGGACACAAGUAGUCCCUAUCUACGCGGACAACGAAUACGGCGAGGCACUCAUUCCUUAUUUGACCGAUGCCAUGCAAAACAUCAAUGCCCGAGUCCCGUACAGGAGUCCCAUUCCUCCGGCGGCCACCGAUGACCAAAUCCGCUCCGAGCUUUAUAAGUUGAUGAACAUGCAGACUAGGGUUUUUGUCGUUCACAUGUUUAGUGACCUUGGCUCUAGAUUGUUUGCCAAGGCAGAUGAGAUUGGUCUCAUGGAUGAAGGGUGUGUUUGGAUACUCACAAAUGGGCUGACUAACUUGUUGACCUCACUUAACUCGUCGGUGAUUAGCUCGAUGCAAGGAGUAGUAGGUGUCAAAACUCACGUGCCCAGCACGAGCGAUUCCAACGAUUUUAGGGUUAGGUGGAGGAGGCAAUUUAGGGUGGAGAAUCCAAACCUUGAUGACAAAGAAGUUAGUGUUUUUGGUUUGUGGGCGUAUGAUUCUGUGUUUGCACUAGCCACUGCGAUUGAGAAGGUGUUUGGGAAAAACUAUAACAACGGUAGAGUUACCAAAAAUGGGAGUUUGACUAGUAGUAGUAAUGACACUUUGACAGAUCUUGACACUUUUGGGGUUUCUCUAAAUGGUCCAGAAAUUCAACAAGAGUUAUUGAAAGUAAGAUUUAAAGGGUUGGCAGGGGAGUUUAGUCUUGUUAAUCAACAACUCCCACCAUCAAAUUUCGAGAUAGUGAAUGUAAUUGGUAAAGGGGAAAGAUUGGUAGGGUUUUGGACCCCACAAUUUGGCCUCACAAAGAAGUUGGGCUUGGCAAACAAAAAUUCUACUUAUAAUACUUCAAAGUCUAACUUGGGGCCCAUUAUAUGGCCAGGUGAUUCAAUGGAAGUCCCCAAAGGAUGGGUCGCUCAUCCUACAAUUGGGAAGAAAUUGAGAAUAGGAGUGCCAUUGAAGUUUGGCAAUUCUAGUUUUGUCAACACAAGGCGUGACUUUAGUACCAAUAGAACCCAAGUCAGUGGAUUUUGUAUUGAUGUUUUCAAUGCUGUUGUGGAUGCAAUGCCUUAUGCUGUUCCAUUUGACUUCGUACCAUUUGUAAAGCCUGAUAAUUGGACGAGCGCUGGUUCAUAUGACGACAUGAUCUAUCAAGUGUAUCUUGGGAAGUUUGAUGCAGUGGUGGCUGAUGUAACAAUCAUAGUAAAUAGGUCCAAUCAUGUGGACUUUACCUUGCCAUACACAGACUCUGGUGUGACCAUGAUUGUGCCAAUUAGAGGAAUAAAAAUGAAAAAUGCUUGGGUGUUCUUGAAGCCUUUGACUGGGGGUCUUUGGGCCACUACAGGUUGUUUUUUUGUUUUCGUUGGCUUUGUGGUUUGGGUUUUAGAGCAUCGCAUAAAUAAGGAGUUUCGUGGUCCACCUUCCCAUCAGAUUGGAACUAGCUUCUGGUUCUCCUUCUCCACCAUGGCUUUUGCACAUCGCGAGCAAGUUGUGAGUAACUUGGGUAGAUUUGUGGUGAUAAUAUGGUGUUUUGUGGUUCUCAUACUCACCCAAAGCUACACAGCUAGUUUAACUUCAUUAUUAACCGUUGAACAACUUCGACCAACUCUAACCGAUGUCAAUGAGCUAAUAAAGAGUGGACAGAAAAUUGGCUUCCCAGAAUUAUCUUUUGUUUUAGGAAUGCUUAACGAGUCCAUCCAUUUCAAAGAAAGUCAAAUCAUAAAAUACAAAUCACUACAACACCUAGGGGAACUUUUGGCUAAUGGUGAUAUCGUUGCUGCUUUUGAUGAAAUCCCUUAUAUGAAGGUCUUCAUUGCCAAGCAUUGCUCUAACUAUACCAUGGUUGGACCAAUCUACAAAACUGAUGGUUUUGGCUUUGUAUUUCCAAUAGGUUCUCCUUUGGUGGGUGAUGUGUCUAGGGCAAUUCUAAACGUGACAGAAGGAGAUAAGAUGAAGAAAAUAGAGAAUGCUUGGUUUAUUUCAGACACCAUUUGUCCAGACUCGAGCUCAGUGGUGUCCGAAGCAACUACUUUAGGCCUCAACAGCUUCUGGGGGCUAUUCCUUAUCUCCGCGAUUGCUUCCAUGUUGGCUCUGGCCAUAUUUACAGCCAUGUUUCUCUACGAGCAUAGGGAAAUCUUAUUGCGUUUCGAUUCAAAUAAUAACAAUGAAGCCUCUCCCUCAAAAUGGCAAAGGUUUAGGGUUUUUUUGAAGGUGUUUGAUGGGAAAGAUCUCAACUCUCAUACUUUCAGAAAGGGUGAUAUUAUUGUGAAGAGUACUACUGAUCACGACGUAGAGAUGAAGGAAGUAGUGGAUCUUGGCCAUGGCUCACCAAGUCCAUCAAGCUAUUCAACCCAGACAGACUCUAACGUUUCUUUCCACGAUGAUCAACUAGGAACACCAACUUCUAUUCAUGAACAUGGCCUAAGCUCUCCCGAGACAAUACAUUAGUAAAAAAGCUAUAGUGGCUACUAUUUUGUAGAAAUUUAACUAGAGGUAUCAAGGAAAUAAAAUAACUAUAUAUAUAUAUUUUUU
This is a messenger RNA of Humulus lupulus (European hop), 3099 nucleotides long. RefSeq names its product glutamate receptor 2.7-like. The record is from RefSeq and is a predicted model, not a curated record. Gene Ontology annotation, cellular component: plasma membrane. Bases 67 to 3015 code for a protein of 982 amino acids. NCBI's taxonomy places the organism in Eukaryota, Viridiplantae, Streptophyta, Magnoliopsida, Rosales, Cannabaceae. The transcript has 5 exons. Gene Ontology annotation, molecular function: glutamate-gated receptor activity.